Messenger RNA from Tarenaya hassleriana, 2928 nucleotides. RefSeq names its product VHS domain-containing protein At3g16270. Gene Ontology annotation, cellular component: trans-Golgi network membrane. The coding region runs from base 406 to 2490 and encodes 694 amino acids. The transcript has 5 exons. Gene Ontology annotation, molecular function: phosphatidylinositol binding; ubiquitin binding. The record is from RefSeq and is a predicted model, not a curated record. NCBI's taxonomy places the organism in Eukaryota, Viridiplantae, Streptophyta, Magnoliopsida, Brassicales, Cleomaceae.
AAAGCCGCCGAAGAGGCACGCCACGCAAUCAUCCUCUUGACUUCUCUCGACCGGUGAAUCUCUCUUCCCUUCUCCUCCGAUCUCUCUCUCUCUCUCCGCCCGAAGACAGGGGACAGCCUUAAUUCCGACCAAAAUGAUCAGUCUGUUUCCGAUUGCAUCUUGAUUUCCUUGUCGCAGGGGCAAUUUCGCAAUUCGUUGUGCGUUGAUUGGUCGGAAGAGGAGGUUUCUGCUCCCGAUCGCGAUCUUUCCUUGAGAUAUUUGGCCUAUAUCCGACUUCCCAGAUCGUGAUCUGUGAGCGUGAGAUUGGUUUGUCAACCGUUGGCAUUUUACCCUUUUGCGCGAAUUUGUCGUGCAAGGACGAGGUGUUGUCGUAAUCUUGGGAAUUAGGGCUUUCUUGGGUUCGCCAUGGAUUCCAGCAGGAGAGCUGUUGAAUCGUACUGGAGGUCUCGGAUGAUCGAUGUGGCGACAUCCGACGAGGACAAGGUGACCCCUGUCUACAAGCUCGAAGAGAUCUGCGACCUCCUGCGAUCUUCUCAUGCCAGCAUCGUUAAGGAAUUCUCCGAGUUCAUCUUGAAACGUCUUGAUCACAAGAGCCCCAUCGUUAAGCAGAAGGCUCUUAGGUUGAUAAAGUAUGCCGUGGGAAAGUCUGGAGCAGAGUUUAGAAGAGAGAUGCAACGGAACUCGGUUGCAGUGCGCAAUUUAUUACACUACAAGGGGCAUCCGGAUCCACUAAAAGGGGAUGCCCUUAAUAAGGCUGUAAGGGAGACAGCUCAGGAAGCUGUCUCUGCUAUAUUCUCGGAGGAGCCCAGUAAACCCGCUGCUGCUCCUGAAGGUGUCAGCAAACGCAUAGAAGGGUUUGGAAAUACUAACUUUGCGAUGCCGUCUGAGGAUAAAAAAUCGUUCCUGAGUGAAGUGGUGGGCCUUGGCAGCGCAUCUAUAAAGCAAGGACUUAGUACCUUUGCUCAAGGUCAUUUGCCUAAGAAGAAUGAGAUGGGAAGCUACCGGGGUCCAAAUCUCCAUAGAUCGUUAACUAUGGAAAAUGAAAGCUCUGGUAGAUAUGAGCCGGUUAAAUUAGGAAACAAUGGCAACUACGGGAUGUCGAGGAACACAGAUGGUGGAACUUGGGGCCAAAUGUCAGGUGGAGCAAGUGAAAAUUCUGCUUCAGAUCAUGUUGUGAGUAGGACUCGUGAAGAGAAGCUGUUGGAAACCAUUGUAACAGCUGGUGGUGUCCGACUGCAGCCCACUCGUGAUGCACUUCAAGUUUUCCUCUCUGAGGCUGCAAAACUGGAUGCGGUAGCUUUAAGCAUUGCUCUUGACGCGAAGCUCCAAUCUCCGAUGUGGCAGAUCCGGAUGAAAGCUGUAUGUGUCCUUGAGGCCAUUUUAAGGAAGAAGGAUGAUGAGAAUUUUUCUAUUGUAGCUACUUAUUUUAGUGAAAACAUGGAUGUCAUACAAAGAUGCUCAGAGUCUCCCCAAGCUUCUCUCCGGGAAAAGGCUACGAGGGUUCUGGGCCUUCUAAAUGGUGGACAGUCAAGUGGCUUGAUGAGUAAUCGAGAAACUUCAGUGAAGCGAGAGACAGCUUCUACUGUUGAGUUACCUGACUUGAUUGACACGGGUGAGUCAGAUUUUUUAACAGAUGAUACUGUGACUAAGCCAAGCGAUGUAGGUGUGGCCAGUACAGCGGCACCGUUGAUGGAUGAUCUGUUUGGGGAUAGCACAGGUAUUGAACUGAAUAGCAGCGAGAAAAGAAACGACGAUGAUCCUUUUGCAGAUGUAUCAUUUCAUUCUGGUGAAGUAAAAGAAAACCCGGAUGACCUGUUCUCUGGAAUGACUCUUGGUGCAAAGCCAACUGCUGAUGGUAAUCGUGCGCAAGACAUCAGGACUGAGCCUGAGCUAUUUGAUAUGUUUGGCUCGAUUUCAAACCUUAAAACGGAACCAGAAAACCCGAAUAACAUAAAUGAUUUGAUGGCAAGUUUUUCCAUCAAUGGGGGCACCUCAAAUCAGAAAGGGUCAUCGUCCAGCACCAUUCCUGAGAACUUGUUUGCAACUUCAAGCACUGUUGUCCACCAUGCACCAGAAAAUCCCACAGGAGGCAUGCCCGGUUCACAAAUUCCUGGGUUUAUGCAAAACCCAAUGGCUCCAGGGGGUGUUAUGCCAUUCAAUUUUCCUCCAGCGAUGAUGUUGAAUCCAGCUUUUGCUUCUCAGCCAUUUAAUUAUGCUGCCAUGGCGAAUUUGUUAGCUCAGCAGCAGUUCCUUGGUAGUAUGUCUAGUUUCCAGCAACUUGGUAACAUGAAUGCUCAAAGUGGUGAGACUGGUCUCCCCACUGGUACUAGUGGAGGAUAUCCCUCGGCAUUUCCUGAUAUAUUCCAGGCGAAUUUCGCUAAUCAGCCUCCAACCUCGGUCAUGAAUGGUUCAAAGAAGGAAGAUACACGAGCAUUCGACUUCAUCUCCGAUCAUAUGGCGGCGGCCCGAGACACAAAGAGAGUAUCUUGAUGGCUCUUCUCGGUUGAUAUUUACCAAUCGAUCUGGUCGUAAUAGAUGAGAUUAUUCGGUGAGAUGAUGGACCUGUUUGUUAAGAUGGUGAUCCCUGUGGGGAGCUUACUGCGGUGAUUUGGAGGUGUGUUUUUCAAUUCCAUAAUGGAUUUGGGAAGGAAGAAAUCCUAGAGGUAAGUAUUAUGCGGUUCUUGUGUUUCUUUGGUCGGAUUUGUUUUUACGUUUCGGAGAGCAGAAACUGCAUAAGCUCCCACGGUAUGUUGCCAUGGACUUGUAGAGUUGCUUCUUCUCUCUCUCUCUCUCUCUCUCUCUCUUGUCUUUGUUAUAUAUAAGUGGAGAAAGGAACUUGUAACUGGGCGAAACAGACUGAAAAAAGAAACAGAAAAAGGGAAGCCCAUUUGGUCAUUUGUUUCAUGAUUGAACUUUUUCAUUCACAAA